UGAUUUGCAGGUGCGAGCCGGAGAUGGAGCCAACUGAGGCAAAGGCCUUGAACGACCGCGGCUGGACACACCUUUGCCAGGGACGCCGCCACGAAGCUUUGGAAGAUUUCUCUCGAGCCAUCGAGCUGGAUGAGGAGUUGGCUGAAGCCUACAACAACCGCAGCAUCGCUCGAAGACUCGAAGGUGUUGAAGGUGCUGCAGAGGAUGAAGACUUGGCAGAUGCCUUGACAAUGCACGAUCUGGAAGCGCAGAUGAAGCUGCGACAGCAGCGGAAGUGGAUGUGCAUCGGUUUCAAUAAUCGAGGAGAACCUGAAGGUGAGAAACUUGCGACGGAUGCCGAUUUCCUGAUUUCCUUUGCAAGUUCAGACAGAGAUGAAAACAAUCGGAUCCUCCACGAACUGAAGACUGGAGUCCACUACGAUGGGAGUCUUCGACCGGUGACCUUCUGCACCGACAAGUCACUGGGGAUGGGGCUCCACAUCAACGAAGCGCAAGAGAUGAAACGCUGGAACCCGAUUUUUUCGGACUUGGAUCAGCCCCGGCAGCCGGGAGAAUAUCCUCCCUGGUUCAAGCACUACAAAGAGGCCGCCGAUGAAACCAGGCACGGACUCCUCAUUUUGCAGCUGACAGAUUCUUAUUUGAAGUCCAAAGCCUGCCGGUGGGAAUUCGGUUACAUACGGAAACCCGAGCUUGUGCACGUCUAUGUGCCCAGUGGCAACAAUUCACCUGGCAGAAUCGUCACAUGGGAGGAGCUCAUGGAAGAUGCCAAGCUUUGCAAGCAACUCUUCGGAGAGGCUUUGGGCCGCACGAUCCAGGGGAACUUGGAUGCAGAAGAUGCCUGUACAAUGCAAGGCACCUUCACGCAACUUGAGAAGAUGGCAAAGACUGCAGAGGAACAGGAACACCAGGCGUGGUGCGAGCUUCCUUUUCGACAGCUGGCUUACAACUUCGCCAGGAACACUUUUGGGGAGGAAAGUGUAGACACCAUGUCGAGCGCAGACAACCUGAUUGUUGUCUUGGGUCAAACUGGAUUUGCAGCCAAAGCCCAACAAAUUGGAAAGGAUUUGUUGGAGAAAAAGGAGAAGAAAUUUGGCAAAGACCACUUAAACGGAGCCAUAACUUUGGGAAAUCUGGGCAGUGCGCAUGGAGACCUGGGUGACUACAGCCAAUCAAAAGACCUGCUCGAGCGUGCCCUGAGAAUCGAGGAGCAGCACUACGGGAAAGAUCAUCCCGAAGUAGCCAAGACUUUGGCAAAUCUGGGCAAUGCCCAUGGAAGCUUAGGCGACUCCAGGCAGCAGAAGGACCUGCUCGAGCGUGCCCUGAGAAUCCUGGAGCAGCACUGCGGGAAAGAUCACCCCGAAGUAGCAGUGACUUUGACAAAUCUGGGCAAUGCGCAUGGAGACCUGGGUGACUACAGGAAGAAGAAGGACCUGCUCGAGCGUGCCCUGAGAAUCAACGAGCAGCACUACGGGAAAGAACAUCCCGAAGUAGCAGUGACUUUGACAAAUCUGGGCAGGGCGCAUGAAAGCUUAGGCAACUACAGGCAGCAGAAGGACCUGCUCGAGCGUGCCCUGAUAAUCAAGGAGCAGCACUACGGGAAAGAACAUCCCCAAUUAGCAGUGACUUUGACAAAUCUGGGCAAUGCGCAUGGAAGCUUAGGCGACUCCAGGCAGAAGAAGGACCUGCUCGAGCGUGCCCUGAGAAUCGAGGAGCAGCACUACGACGGGAAAGAUCAUCCCGAAGUAGCAAUGAUUUUGGCAAAUCUGGGCAAUGCGCAUGGAAGCCUGGGCGACUACAGACAGAACAAGGACCUGCUCGAGCGUGCCCUGACAAUCCUGGAGCAGCACUACGGAAAAGAUCAUCCCGAAGUAGCAAUGACUUUGACAAAUCUGAGCAAUGCGCAUGGAUACCUGGGCAACUACAGCCAGCAGAAGGACCUGCUCGAGCGUGCCCUGAGGAUCCUGGAGCAGCACUACGGAAAAGAUCAUCCCGUAGUAGCGAUGACUGUGUUCAAUCUCAGCGUAGCUCAUGAUUCUCUGGGAAACCUUUGCCGAGCAAAGGAGUUGGCGGAGGGUGCUGUCAAGAUCUUCGUGCAGCAUGGCAGCCCCUAUGCAGAGCAAGCUCAGCUUUGCCUGGCAGAUAUGGAGAUGAAGAUGAUGCCCUCAGCGAGGCCCUCAGUGAGGCCCUCAGUGAGGCCCUCAGUGCUGAGGGGCCUCGUGGAAGCGGACGACGAAGAUUUGCAGAACGCUUUGGCUCUUUCGUUAGAACCCGAGGACGACGAAGAUUUGCAGAAAGCUUUGGCUCUUUCGUUGGAACCAUUGGAGGACCGCACUGGCGCAGAGUUGGGAUCACUUCUGACAUGGUACAAGAAAGUGUUCCGCCAUGGAAGCGCGCAAUUCACUAUCCUUAGGAUGUUGAGGAUCCAGAACUUCGAGAAGCUCUGGCACUUUCCAUGUCGCCCCUGCACGCAGGAGGCGCACAACUUGUCACAUUCAAUCGGGCAAUUUGGGCCAUUGCCAGAUCUCAAAGGGAUCUUGGAUGAUCUUGGAAAAGAUCAGAUGUCCGAAAAAGAGCUCACCAAGGGCGCCAAGAGGAUCCUGGACGAUACCGAAGAGAACACUUGUGGCUUCGCAUCCUGCUUCAUCUGGGAUCAAGAUGGUCCUGCCGCCCAGUUGCGCAGCACUGGCUGUUUCCCGUCUCAAGUCGCAGCCUUGCUGAAGCAGGCAAAGGCCUUGAACCGCCGCGGCUGGGAGCAGCUUUGCCAGGGACGGCACCACGAAGCUUUGGAAGAUUUUUCUCGAGCCAUCGAGCUGGAUGAGGAGUUGGCUGAGGCUUACAACAACCGCGGCAUCGCUCGAAGACUCGAAGGCGUUGAAGGUGCUGCAGAGGAUGAAGACUUGGCAGAUGCCUUGACAAUGCACGAUCUGGAAGCUCACAUGCGGCUGCGACAGCAGCGGAAGUGGAUGUGCGUCGGUUUCAAUACUCGAGGAGAACCUGAAUGUGAGAAAGCUGCCGCGGAUGCCGAUUUCCUGAUUUCCUUUGCAAGUCCAGACAGAGAUGAAAACAAUCGGAUCCUGCGUGAGCUGAAGACGGGAGUCAACUAUGGGCACUCACGAUCCUCCAGCCGUCCGGCCAGCCCAGCGGCGGGCAAUCUUCCAGUGGUGCGGAGGAGGCUACAAGUCUCACCGCAAUACAAUGACAUGCGCAAGCAUGCGCAGCACUUUUGGUCAUCACAUCCUCGUCGACUUUUGGUCCCUUUGUUCUUUGGAAAUUUCACGAAGGCGGGCAAUUCUGCUGCUGCUGCGCAGGGCUGCAAUUUUCAGAGCAACAGAGCAGCACGCGUCAUUCACAGCGAAGCGGAUGUGCUCACUGCGCAGGCUGCCCGCCUACAUCUGCUCAUCAGCCAAGGUUGGUUUACAUGGCGCCUUCUCACAAGGGCACACCUGUCUGAGAUGGACUUUUUGAAGCCUUUGGAAGACAUGGUGGCCCUUUUCUUGCCGCAGUUGCAACACACAUUUGGACAGAAUAUUUUGCAGGUAGCACAAGCAGCAGGCAUGCGCUGCGAUGUGGUGGUCCUCGAUGGCAAUGCCAAGAAUCGGAGGGCUGUGUGUGCAGCAGCUUUGGCCGGUUCCUCCCAUUCUGAGCAUCUCCCGCGCACCUUGCGCCACACCUGCACCAGGAAGCCGGCCUUCCGCCAUGCUUUUUGCCGUUGGCAUUGCGAAGGACCUACGGACGGAGAAGAUCACCUUCAGGUGCAAGGGCUGGGUCAUUGUCAUUUGUGUUGCUUUCUUCUGGCUGAAAGAAUGUGCCCUUGUCUUAGACCCCAACUUCAGGAUGUGGAGAUUGUGCACCACAAGGUGGUCAAUGAUGGGCAGCAGCUUAUGGUUUUGCUGAAAGAGACCAUGGAGCCUCAGAGAGAGGCCUGGGUUUCGGAUGCAUGUGUCCCUGCAGCAGUUUUGUCGAAAUAUGUGCGACAAGUAGGCCAAGAAAAGCUCAAGCCUCGCAAGCGGUCACAUGAGGAUCAGUCGCAAAGCCUUGGCGAAGCAUCUUCUCCAUUGCCAUCAGCUUCUCGGCCUGCGGGGACAAACAGUCCUGCAGACCUGCAGCAGCUCUCAGACUCCACAGACCUCAUGUCGGUCACCUGUUCUACACACAAAGAAAGCACAGCUGCCCAAAAGCAGCUUAAAAAGUCUGCCGGAAUGCUGUGCGCGUGUUUGUCGGACGGUGUAAUCUUGCACAUGCAAGAGAUCUAUGGCUGCGAAUCUCUAAGCCAGCGAUACGUCUGCGUUGCCGCCGUCAAGGCAUUGAUGCCGAAGACUUGUGAUCCGGACCUGCCGGAACAUGCUUCUGUUCUGAAAGGGAUUAGAACAUCAGUGUGCGAGUUUACAUUCACUUGGCUCAGCAAGUAUAAGCACCAAACAAAGCACAUGAAUGAGUAUGGCUUCAAAUUCUUCCUCUUGGACAUGGCGUGGAGCCACAACGAAAUCAUUUUGCAAGGAGGUUAUCGGCCAGAGGAAGUGGCAGGCCACGCAGAAACCCUGGGGCAAGUCAUCCUGAAGGCAGUGGAAUCAAGAUUGGAAGAGAGCUUGCCAGAGCCGGCAGUGCAAGAUGGAUUGCCAGGUGGGCCUUCCGGAGAGCUUCGAAGGUAUUUGCGGCCAAAAAUACUUUUAGCUACAGUGGCCAGCUCCAUGCCAGAAGAAUGGUUUCAUCGUUGCUCCGGAGACUGGGACCAAGUCCGGAACGCGGACAAGUUGCCAGGUGACUUCUUGGGCCGGUGUUGGUACGACAAGGCAAAACCGAAGGUGAACCCGUACCAGAGCGCUUUCAACAAGCUGCUGCAAUUCGGCUCCAGCGUCAGAGAAUGGCGCGAGGCCGGCUUCGCAGAUGCAGGCGUCGUGCAGCUCACGCAAAAUGCUGCCUCGGAGUACGUGCCAUCAGAAGAGGGAUACCCAGUUAGGCUUUUGUAUGGCAAGCUCAGCCGGCUCCGUUUCAAGCGUGACCAAUCCGCUCCAAACGGCUUUGAGGCAGAGUGGAGAGCAGCCAACCGCAACUUUGCCAUUCCUGAGGAAUGUUCCAUUCAUACGGCAGUGGCCCGACUGACGGGAUACUUCUCAGAGCCGCGCCAAGUCAUCACUCUCACUGCGGAAGCAGAGUCGUGGCACUUGUCCUACCAGGGCGCCAUGAAUGUUCAGAGCCAUGUCGUUCGUGAGUCUGGGGACGUGCAAGCUGGUGCUCGUUUUGGUGCAGCUCCUUGGCAAGUAGGCGUCCUGGCAGCCUUGCUCUUGGUAUUCGAGAUCUUCGUUGGGGCCCAUUCCGUUGAAGCUCUUCAAGCAAAAGCUUUGCAGGUCACUUCUCAGCAUUUGCAACGUGCCUACGCUGUUCUCCAGCUCGUUCAGAGGUUGAAGCAGAUUGCACUCGGGGAUGCUGCCACAAGCCCAGACAAUGCCCCGCCGCUGGAACAAGAGGCUUCCUUUGAUGUGGGCUCUCUACGUGUUCCGUAUGAUGAACAUGCUUUUGCAGCUGCAACGCAGCCGCGGAGACCAGUCGAUGAGAGUGAGGAUGAGGAUGAUGAAGGGGACGCGGGAGAAGUUGACAUGGAGCCACCCGAAGAGCCUGCUGAACACAUGGCCCAGCCGCCCCAGCCACCCCAACCCAUGGAUACGGAACCCGCAGCUUUGACUCUGCGAGAUGUUCGUGCCAGUGAUUAUGGUUUUGUUGACAAUGGACUUUCUGUGGGCCUCCGCAGCCGCCACUUGACCAACAGGGCAAUGUUGAAGCAAACGCUUCUGACAGGGAAGCCCAAGGUCACGCGCAAGGAGGCUUGUGACAAGAUGCGCAGCUCCCGACAAGCAGGUCGCAAGGCUUUACCCAAGGAAAAGUGGACUGCUGUGAUGAUGGCAGCUUCCGCGGGGCAGCAUCCAAACCUAUUGCGCCUGGAAGGUGAGACAUUGUGCUUGCAUGCGCAGGUCAUACCUGACACUUCCGAUGGCAAGGUGCGGUACCACAACGAUCUCAUGAAAGCCUGCGGCCUCACCUUGCGGGAGCUGAUCGCAGCCAUGAACAAGACAACUGAGGCAUCUGAGAAGUCCGAGCAAGACCGCCGUGCAAAACGCACCAGGUACAGCGCACAGGCAUCGCCAAACCAUACUUCCGCCACAGCAGAAGUUGCCUCUCUUCAAGGCAAAGAGGCAGCUGCGGUAGACGGCCUGAAGCAGAGCAGCCGUCAAGUGCACGCAGCGCAAGCUCUGGAAGAGUCGGCUGCGCGACCGGUGACCUUCUGCACCGACAAGUCACUGGGGAUGGGGCUCCACAUCGAAGUGCAAGAGAUGAGACGCUGGAACCCGAUUUUCUCGGACCUGGAUCAGGACCUGGAUCAGCCCCGGCAGCCGGGAGAAUUUCCUCCCUGGUUCAAGCACUACAAAAAGGCCGCAGAAGAAACCAAGCAUGGACUCCUCAUUUUGCAGCUGACCGAUUCAUAUUUACAGUCCAAAGCCUGCCGGUGGGAAUUCGGUUACAUACGGAAACCCGAGUUUGUGCACGUCUAUGUGCCCAGUGGCAACAAUUCACCUGGCAGAAUCGUCAAAUGGGAGGAGCUCAUGGAAGAUAUUGAGCUUUGCAAGCAACUCUUCGGAGAGGCUUUGGGCCGCACGUUCCAGGGGAACUUGGAUGCAGAAGAUCCCACAAUUCAAGGCACCUUCAUGCAACUUGAGAAGAUGGCCGAGACUGCAGAGGAACAGGAACACCAGGCGUGGUGCGAGCUACCUUUUCGGCAAUUGGCUUACAACUUUGCCAGGAACACUUUCGGGGAGGAAAGUGCAGACACCAUGUCGAGCGCAGACAAGCUGAUUGCUGUCUUCCUUCAAACUGGAUUUGCAGCCAGGGCCCAACAAAUUGGAAAGGAUUUGUUGGAGAAAAAGGAGAAGAAAUUUGGCAAAGACCACUUAAACGUAGCCAUAACUUUGACAAAUCUGGGCAGUGCGCAUGGAGACCUGGGCAACUACAGGCAGCAGAAGGACCUACUCGAGCGUGCCCUGAGAAUCAAAGAGCAGCACUACGGGAAAGAACAUCCCGAAGUAGCAUUGACUUUGACAAAUCUGGGCAAUGCGCAUGGAAGCUUAGGCGACUCCAGGCAGCAGAAGGACCUGCUCGAGCGUGCCCUGAGAAUCCAUGAGCAGCACUACGGGAAAGAACAUCCCGCAGUAGCCAUUACUUUGACAAAUCUGGGCAAUGCGCAUGGAGACCUGGGCGACUCCAGGCAGAAGAAGGACCUGCUCGAGCGUGCUCUGCGAAUCAAGGAGCAGCACUACGGGAAAGAUCAUCCCGAAGUAGCAGUGACUUUGGGAAAUCUGGGCAAUGCGCAUGGAGACCUGGGCAACUACAGCCAACAGAAGGACCUGCUCGAGCGUGCCCUGAGAAUCAAGGAGCAGCACUACGGGAAAGAUCAUCCCGAAGUAGCAGUGACUUUGGGAAAUCUGGGCAAUGCGCAUGGAGACCUGGGCAACUACAGCCAACAGAAGGACCUGCUCGAGCGUGCACUGGUAAUCAAGGAGCAGCACUACGGGAAAGAUCAUCCCGAAGUAGCAGUGACUUUGGGAAAUCUGGGCAAUGCACAUGGAGGCUUGGGCAACUACAGCCAGCAGAAGGACCUGCUCGAGCCUGCCCUGAGAAUCCUGGAGCAGCACUACGGAAAAGAUCAUCGCGAAGUAGCCAUUACUUUGACAAAUCUGGGCAAUGCGCAUGGAGACCUGGGCGACUCCAGGCAGCAGAAGGACCUGCUCGAGCGUGCCCUGAGAAUCAAGGAGCAGCACUACGGGAAAGAUCAUCCUGAAGUAGCAGUGACUUUGGUGAAUCUGAGCAAUGCGCAUGAAAGCUUAGGCGACUACAGGCAUCAGAAGGACCUCCUCGAGCGUGCCCUGAGAAUCGAGGAGGAGCACUACGGGAAGGGUCAUCCCGAAGUAGCGAUUGUUGUGUUCAAUCUCGGCGUAGCUCAUGACUCUCUGGGAGAUCUUCGCCGAGCAAAGGAGUUGCUGGAGCGUGCUUUCAAGAUCUUUGUGAAACACGGCAGCCCCUAUGCAGAGCAAGCUCAGCGUUGCCUGGCACAGAUGGAGGUGAAGAUGACAGUGAGGCCCUCAGUGAGGCCCUCAGUGCUGAGGGGCCUCGUGGAAGCCGCCCGAAGAACCCUCCAGGAGACGAAGAUUUGCAGAAAGCCUUGGCUCUUUCGUUAG
Molecule: messenger RNA, 8225 nt
Organism: Cladocopium goreaui
Lineage: Eukaryota; Dinophyceae; Suessiales; Symbiodiniaceae
Source: the annotation of a GenBank genome assembly